This is a messenger RNA of Centropristis striata (black sea bass), 1578 nucleotides long. RefSeq names its product putative ferric-chelate reductase 1. Gene Ontology annotation, biological process: regulation of glutamate receptor signaling pathway. The transcript is spliced from 7 exons. The record is from RefSeq and is a predicted model, not a curated record. Bases 102 to 1070 code for a protein of 322 amino acids. Lineage: Eukaryota; Metazoa; Chordata; Actinopteri; Perciformes; Serranidae.
CUAUAAUGCAAACUUUUUAACUACAAGAAACGUAUUAACUAUUUCUUGCCUUGUGGGUUCAAAUUCCUUUCCAGUGAACCAACAAACAGAUUUCCCCAACAAUGACAAGGCUCUUUUGCUUCCUUGAUUACACAAUGACUUCCAGGCAGGUGAAGGACACACCUUCGACAGGAUGCUGCAUCCUGCAUCACCAGCAGCGAGCCUCAGUGCUGACGCUUGCUGAUUUAAACCGUUCCCGCAGGGAUCAGAUUCACUCAGAGGAGCAGAAACUGCUGAACAAAGAACUCUACUGCGACUCUAACAUUAACUUUUACAGCUCAGGAAUGGACCGAGGAUUGAUUUUGUUGGUUGCUGCGUUGGUGGCUUAUGUGUCACCGGGUGUCCGAGGAACGGAACAUCUGUCCUUUGCCAAUGGUACAGAGGUAAACAUCACUCGGGCUGGUUGUGGAGAGACUAAACUAUGUGUGGAGACCCCAGACGACUGCGACCCCGCAGGAAACACCAGCUGUCUGUUUGCAUCCGUGGUCACCAGCACGCCAAUGGCUCCCAACGGCACUACGCUGUCCGUAGAAGUCAGAGGGUACUCCAUGGGAUACGUCGCAUUCGGACUCACUAUGAUGGCCUCAGAGGGUACCACCAUGCUAUUCAUCUGCGCUCAGAACAGCUCAGACAACGGGACGUUCUUCUUCAGGACGAUGGACAGAAACAACACUAACAAUAUGCUCACUCCAUCAGAGACGAGAACAAAAGAAAUUCGAGGCAUGGUGACAGGAAAUGUGAUCAAGUGUGAGUUUGACGUCCCAUACGUGAACGCCUCCAACACCAGGUCCAGCGCUGACACCACCUUCACGAUUCUCCUCGGGACGGGAUCCUUUGAUGGAAAUGCAAUCGGUGCCUUCAACGUGUCGCUGGACAGCGGCCUCCUGAACCUGGCCAACCCGGCGAGCAACAUCUCCCCCAUGAACGCCACAGCAACGCCAUCAACAACAGCCGGCAGUGGAGCCGUCCAGCCUCAUGCUGUGCUGCUCCUGCUGAGCGUCCUCGGGCUGUCUGUCCUGCUGAGAGCCUGAACGGAGGAAGACGUGACCAGUUUGAUAUGAUGAAGACAUAAAAACUGAGUGUCAAACUUUGUAUAAAAUGUUUUUUAAUGAGCUUAUUUAGACAUAUUUAAAGUAUAUUUUGCACUAUGUUUGUACCUAAGAUGAACUUUAAGCUAAAAAGAUUCAGCUUCACCAACACUAAUAAUAUUGAAGAGGUAUUUGCAAACACUUCUUGUGGUUUUAGUGUCAUUAUUCAAUUUUCUGCAAAGGACUUCUACAGUCUAAACUUCUUCAACCGAAAGCCACCCACCUGGUCUCACAGGCAGUUUCUGCAAAUACAAACUUACAGACUUUGUCAUUUGAAGUUAACUAUCAAGAUGUUUGUUAUACAGCUCAACUUGUCAAACCAAACAGCCAACAUCCUUUGUGGCGAGCCUGAUCAUAUUUUAAUAUUUACAUGUGAAACGUACUGUGACUGUAAAAUAUUUAAGGGACGGUGGAAGAGGUCCACCUAUUCUCAAAUAAAGGUGAAAUUCUG